This is a messenger RNA of Diachasma alloeum, 803 nucleotides long. RefSeq names its product 60S ribosomal protein L10 (gene RpL10). Lineage: Eukaryota; Metazoa; Arthropoda; Insecta; Hymenoptera; Braconidae. Gene Ontology annotation, cellular component: ribosome; cytosolic large ribosomal subunit. The record is from RefSeq and is a predicted model, not a curated record. Gene Ontology annotation, biological process: ribosomal large subunit assembly; translation. The transcript is spliced from 4 exons. Gene Ontology annotation, molecular function: structural constituent of ribosome. Bases 86 to 745 code for a protein of 219 amino acids.
CUGUGUUCGUUCCCACGAUCUUUGCCGACAAUUUCCGAACGAGCGCUCCUUUUCCCUCGAGAAGUUCCUGAGGGAUCGGUCAAUCAUGGGCCGUCGACCAGCGAGAUGUUAUCGCUACUGCAAAAACAAGCCCUACCCGAAGUCUCGUUUCUGUCGUGGUGUCCCAGACCCGAAGAUUCGCAUUUUCGACUUGGGAAAGAAGAAGGCGAGUGUUGAGGACUUUCCACUUUGCGUUCAUCUAGUCUCUGAUGAGUACGAACAGCUGAGCUCAGAGGCCCUCGAGGCAGGCCGUAUUUGUUGCAACAAGUACAUGGUGAAGAAUGCGGGAAAGGAUCAGUUCCACAUUCGCAUGAGGCUCCAUCCCUUCCAUGUUAUCAGGAUCAACAAAAUGUUGUCCUGUGCUGGGGCUGAUAGGCUCCAAACUGGGAUGAGAGGUGCCUUCGGCAAGCCCCAGGGUACAGUGGCUCGUGUUCGCAUUGGCCAGCCAAUCAUGAGUGUCAGGUCCUCUGACCGUUACAAGGCCUCAGUCAUCGAGGCACUGAGGCGUGCCAAGUUCAAGUUCCCAGGUCGUCAGAAGAUCUACGUCUCCAAGAAGUGGGGAUUCACCAAGUACGAUCGAGCUGAGUACGAGGAGCUCAAGGCUGCUGGACGUCUGGCCCCCGAUGGCUGCAACGUCAAGUAUCUGCCCGAGCACGGACCCCUCGACGCGUGGAAGAAGUUCAGAGAGUACUUGGCCUCAGCCUGAGUGAUUUGAUCAUUUUUGGACAUCGAUAAUUGAAUAAAAAAAACAUUGAAAAACUCAA